Molecule: messenger RNA, 783 nt
Organism: Penicillium lagena
Lineage: Eukaryota; Fungi; Ascomycota; Eurotiomycetes; Eurotiales; Aspergillaceae
Exons: 2
Coding region: 1-783 (260 amino acids)
Source: RefSeq, a predicted model, not a curated record
AUGGCCGAUGACGACUUCCCUCUACGGGAGAUGAUUCCUCCAUGGGGCUCGCUACCUAUUGAACAAUUUCUGAUUAAAAACUGGAAUCAUUCCUCGACCGACGCAGCCAGUCAGCAGCGGCAGAAACUAAUCCAAAAUUUUCUCGAACUGGACGAGAUCGCUGAAGCAGACUUUUCUUUGGAUGAGAACCCUCCGCGAGUUCCAACGCCAGAGGAGAUUGAUACCAUUCUCCUACCAUGGCGAUCCGACGAUGACCUUCGUCGGAAGGCAUACUAUAUGUCCAAAGACAAUGUGGUUGUUUUUCUUCGGACCUAUUAUAACCCAGGCGAUGAUGGCAAAAUGAACGAAUGGGUCCAUGAAACCGAUCUGUUCGAAGAUAACCCCUGUUGGGUAUGUCUUAACAACCCUUACCUAUUCGAUCUCGGCUCAGACUGGCAGCGGGUGUACGAAAUCAUGCCCGAGGCCGCUGGACCCGUUGCUUACACGCAACGACCCGCUGGUUCAAGCGGACUAAGGUUCAAAAAGACUUUACACAGGACGAAACAGAACAGCCCCCAUAAGUGGAGAGAGGACCGGGUGACUGAAGUCUCAGGGGGUCCUCUCCAAAAUAUCACCAUAGCGACCUACAUUGUCAUUGCGGAUCAGGAGGCUUUUCAGACUGGACGGUUACGCUUGCUUUGUUUAGACGAUCAGCGAAACAUUGUCCGAGAGGUUCGCGUUGAUCGGAAUCGACAUCAGAUCACAGACUUUAUCUUGCACUGGGAUCCAUUCCUUCAACCAUGA